UGACCCCAGGAGGCAGGAAGUUGUUUCUCUGCUUGCUGGUGGGGAGGACUGAUGAGGGGGUGUUGGGGCUGAGGAUGCGGAGGCUCGGAAGAUGGUGUAGAGGGGCCGGCCUCCCUGUGUGGCCUGUGGAGGACGCUACUGGAUGGAAGGUGGCUUGUGUUCUUGGGGCAGGCAGCAGCCAAACUGGUGUGUCCAAGGGUGCUGGGCACUGUGUUUCUACAAGGCAGGCCCUGCUGCCCCUCACCUGCCCUCGCUUCUCCACACUCCCCCCUGCGGGGCUGGUGUAGCUAGGUCAUGGCCACCACGGGUGGAUGGGCGCUGGUCCUGAGAAAGAGAAUGGGGGUCCAGGGACACCUGGCGGAGGAAGACCUCAGGUUGGCGCUGUAUGUCUACGAGUACCUGCUGCACGUCGGUGCCCAGAAGUCAGCCCAGACCUUUCUGUCUGAGAUCCGAUGGGAGAAGAACAUUACACUGGGGGAACCCCCAGGCUUCCUACAUUCCUGGUGGUGUGUGUUCUGGGACUUGUACUGUGCAGCACCCGACCGCAGAGAGGCGUGUGAGCACUCAAAUGAGGCCAAGGCCUUCCAGGACUACAGCGCUGUAGCGGCCCCCAGUCCUGUGAUGGGCAGCAUGGCCCCCAACGACGCGAUGGCAGCAGGCCCCAUGGCACCCGGCUUCUUCCAGGGCCCCCCCGGCUCCCAGCAGCCCCCCCACAACCCCAACGCCCCCAUGAUGGGGCCUCACGUUCAGCCCUUCAUGUCACCGCGGUUCCCAGGGGGCCCCCGGCCCACCCUGCGGAUGCCGAGUCAGCCUCCCGUGGGCCUCCCCGGCUCCCAGCCCCUCCUUCCUGGCACCAUGGAACCCUCCCCGCGAGCUCAGGGGCAUCCGAGCAUGGGCCCCAUGCAGAGAGUGACACCUCCACGGGGCAUGGCCAGCGUUGGACCCCAGAGCUAUGGAGGUGGCAUGCGGCCCCCACCGAACUCCCUCGCCGGCCCAGGCCUGCCCACCAUGAACAUGGGCCCUGGAGUGCGAGGCCCAUGGGCCAGCCCCAGUGGAAACUCGAUUCCCUAUUCCUCCUCCUCCCCCGGCAGCUACUCGGGACCCCCAGGAGGAGGAGGGCCCCCUGGAACACCCAUCAUGCCCAGCCCUGGAGACUCCAACUCCAGCGAGAGCAUGUACACUAUCAUGAACCCCAUUGGGCCGGGCGCCGGCAGGGCUAAUUUCCCGCUCGGCCCUGGUCCGGAGGGCCCCAUGGCGGCCAUGAGUGCAAUGGAGCCUCACCACGUGAACGGAUCCCUGGGCUCGGGCGAUAUGGACGGGUUGCCGAAGAGCUCCCCCGGCGCUGUGGCCGGCCUGAGCAACGCCCCGGGCACCCCGCGGGACGACGGCGAGAUGGCGGCCGCCGGGACCUUCCUGCACCCGUUCCCGAGCGAAAGCUACUCGCCCGGGAUGACCAUGAGCGUGUGAUGGGGCAGCAGCCCCUUGCCCACUGCCGGCCUCGGCUUCUGCCUAGUGCCCCUGCCUGGGACCAAGGUUCAGGGGCUCGGGCAGUCUGCUGGGUGAGGGUCUGAGGUCACACCUCGGGCGACUGUACUCCAUCCAGUUCAAGGAUUGGACAGCUGGGAAGCCCGGCACAAAGGACUCUCAUUUUAUAAAAAAAGAAAAACAAAAAAAACACGCAAGGACCUCAGAGACGUUCUUUCCUGUAUAGGCCCUUCUUGUCAUUUCUAUUUUGUCCCAGGGGGCUCCUUGGGGACCUCCUUUCCCCUGGACAGCAGGGGUGGGCCCCAUCAAUAAAUGUAACUUGGUUUUGGUUUUUGGUA
Leptonychotes weddellii (Weddell seal) is the source of this 1823-nucleotide messenger RNA. NCBI's taxonomy places the organism in Eukaryota, Metazoa, Chordata, Mammalia, Carnivora, Phocidae. The record is from RefSeq and is a predicted model, not a curated record.